AUGUUAAAAAAAAUUGUUUUGCUCUUGAUCUUCAUUAUAGCAAUCUAAGCUAAAAAUCAUAGAUUGAAACAUACUAAAUCAAUUGUUGGACAUAAUUUAGCAAUGAAAUCUGGAGAUGCUUGUUUGCCAACAACUAAUUUGAGUGGACAAAAAAAAGAAGAAACUGCUGCCAAUUAAGCUAGGAAACAUUUAACUGUAUAUUAAUAAUAAAAGUUUAGAAAUUCGCUGAUGAUUUGACUGAAGAAAAUAGAAAAGCCACUGAAAAAUAACCCUUCCCAAAUCUAUACACAUAUUAAGAUGAUAAUUGUGUUGGAAAAGCUUAAGAUCCCCCAAAAAGAGAUAGAAGAAUGAGAAGAAGCUGA
Paramecium pentaurelia is the source of this 362-nucleotide messenger RNA. The record is from the annotation of a GenBank genome assembly. Lineage: Eukaryota; Ciliophora; Oligohymenophorea; Peniculida; Parameciidae.